AUGCCUGCUCCAGCUGUUCCCGAACAAGACGGUGAUGUGCAACCACAUGCAACAAUGGAGACUCGUGUUGCAGGACAAGGACAACCGAAACGUGUUGGUCGAUGGACGUUAGAACAGCUUCGACAAACUGAUGGUAUAAUCCCGUCUCAAGCGGGUUGGAACAAAGGUGAUUCCCAAAAGUUGAUGACCAAUUUCGGUACACCACGAAACACAAGUACCAAAGUGAAAUCGGACAAUUUGCAAGAAGUUCCCGAAGAGGUGCUAUUGCGAUCAAAUGGCGAGGUACGUUUGCAGUCAGGUACGAACAAAUUUGACUCCCAGCGCGGUAUGACUGGAUUUGGAACAGGCCGAGACGUAUGCAGAGAGGGUAUUCACGUCAAUCAACUGCCCAGUGACGUUCAGGCACUUCCUGAAGAGAAAAUUCGAUUGAGUGAUGGAAUCGUUCGUCUUCAGGCCGGUACAAACAAAUAUGAUUCACAAAAGGGUAUGACCGGUUUCGGCACGUCACGACGAGAAACGACUAAAAUGUUGGAUACAAAGCAUCCAGAAUACGAUCAUGAGCAUCCGGAUCAGUCUGAAAUACCGCUUCAAGCCGGUACGAAUAGAUUCGCAUCGCAGAAGGGAAUGACUGGAUUUGGUACAUCACGUCGUGAAACUACAAAAAUGAUCGAUACGUCCCAUCCGGAAUAUAACCCAGAAAGUAGCAUCGAUGCGACAACGAUCCCCAGUCAGAUGGGCAGUAAUAAAUACGCGUCUCAAAAAGGCAUGACUGGAUUCGGUCAACCACGUUGGGAGGUGCUAGAUCCAUCAAUUUCGUGGCAAAAUCGUAAGAGUCAAGGCAUGGUUCGUCUACAGUCUGGUACUAACAGAUUUGCCUCUCAGCAAGGAAUGACUGGUUUUGGUACGGUCCGUAAUACGACCUAUGAAGCCGAAGCUGGUGAACUUCCUUAUGAAGACAUGAAAAAGUCCGAAACGAUUAUUCCUUCACAAGCCGGUUGGAACAGAGGCGACUCACAAAGAGGAAUGACAGGCUUUGGAGCACCACGUGAUGUGAAAGGCAAACAUUUGAAACGAAUUUGGGAAUUAGAAUAUCCGGAAGAGGCGGAAGUAUCUCUCGAUCGACUCUGA
Molecule: messenger RNA, 1128 nt
Organism: Anisakis simplex (herring worm)
Lineage: Eukaryota; Metazoa; Nematoda; Chromadorea; Rhabditida; Anisakidae
Source: the annotation of a GenBank genome assembly